GUCAAUGACGUCCCACGGAUACCGGACCCGGCGCUUCUCUGUCACUUCUGUGUUUGUGACUGUGGAAACAACUAAGUCCUGGUUCUGGAGUUCUUCACGACAUUUGCGGACCUCACUAUCACCACGUGCACAGGUGUGUUUACUAAAGAGGUGGCGCGCGCCAACAACGGUUCGGGUUGUAGUUUCAGGCGGCAGCGAUGACACCACCGCUGUCCUUUGGAGGAAGAGGAAGGAGGUGAUGAUGAUGACAUGUAGUUAGCUGGCUGCCCGGCUGGCUGACGGACGAAGCAAAGCCCGGUGAGAGAGGAGGAGUACCCCGAAGCCAGCUCAGGGUCCGGGGAGAGAGGCGAGGAUGCCGCGGAGGAAGCAGUCCAACCCUCAGCCGGUGAAAGUGGAGUCAGAAGGCGAGUCGGCGGACUGUGAUCUGGGCUGCCUGGUUCUGGAGAGGGACUUCCUGUUGGGUGGAGAGCUGGAGUUCGGAGACCCGGAGAUCAUGGGUCUGGACCGAGAGACAGGUGUGACGGUGUUCUCUCUGAGCAUGGAGGAAGACCCCUCUACACCAUCAGACCUCCCGGUAUUGCUGUCCUGUAAGGGGUGUGGUCAGCUGUUGGGGGACCCCCCUCUGGGACCAGGCUUGGACCUAGAUGUUGGCCUGGGCCUAGGGGCGGAGCUUUACUGCGUGACCUGUGAGGAGGGUCUGCAGCAGACCUCCUCCAUGGAGGUCUCCAGCCUGUCUGAGCAGACCCUCAGCUCCAGCCGGAGGAGGAGAGGUAAGACCGGCACCGACAUCCCCGCCAAGCUGUACUCCUGCUUGCUGUGCGCCUUCACCUCCCGCUACUCCAACCACCUGAAACGCCACAUGAGGAUCCACGACGGCCAGAAGCCGUACCGCUGCCCCGCCUGCCCGUACGCCUCGGCCCAGCUGGUCAACCUGCAGCGCCACGCCCGCACGCACACGGGGGAGAAACCGUACCGCUGCCUCCAGUGCAGCUACGCCUGCAGUUCCCUCGGCAACCUGAGGAGGCACCAGCGCAUGCACAUGCAGGAGGCGCCACAGAGGAGGGAGAGGAGACGAGGGAGGAAGAGGAAGGCUGACGCUGGAGCCGAGGAAGUGACUCUGAGACUCUCCCAGGACUCGGCUUACCUCCAGGCCUUGGGGGGCCUCGGCUCUCCCUCCAGCCCCCUCCCAGUCCUCCUCUUCCCCCUGUGCUGCCGUGUGUGUGGUCUCACCCUGGAGGAGGCUGACCUGGAGGGGGACAGAGCUGAGGGGGAGGCAGAGCCUGACGGUGGACAGGCGUGUCGUCGCUGCUCGCUGGACCUGCUGUCUAAAGAUGGCUCGGAGCCCCCCUGCAGCCCCGACACCCCGCGGGGGUCCUGGCAGGGCCAGCGUGGCACCAUGCUGUACCGCUGUCCUCACUGCCCCUUCCUGUCCCACUACCCCAACCACCUGGCCCGCCACUCCCACACCCACUCUGAGGAGAAACCCCACCACUGUCCACACUGCUCCUACACCUCCUCACACCUGGACAACCUCAAGCGCCACCUGCGCGUGCACACGGGCGAGAAGCCGUACCAGUGCCCGUCUUGCAGCUAUGCCUGCGGGAACCUGGCCAACCUGCGGCGCCACGAGCGCAUCCACUCGGGCUCCAAGCCGUUCCACUGCAGCGUCUGCGGCUACUCCUGCAACCAGAGCAUGAACCUGAAGAGGCACAUGCUGCGGCAUACGGGCGAGAAGCCAUACGCCUGCGCCGAGUGCGGCUACACCACCGGCCACUGGGACAACUACAAACGCCACCAAAGGAAGCACGGACACAACACGGACAGCUGGGACAAACACGCCCCCGUCAACGGCCUCAGCUGGGGCCCGAACACUCAGGAGAGCCCGAGUCAAGGACCGGAGCUCAGCUCCAUACACUGAAUGCUCAUGAGAAGGGGAGACGAGAAUCAGACCAUGGACUCGAAAUGAUUUGAUUUAAGGAAAAAAGCCAAAUGUAACACUCAGACCUUCCAGCAGAUUUUUAGUUCCUCAUACCAGUUAAUCAGGUGAUCUAGGUCCAUAUUUUAAAUACCUACAAUCAGGAUGGUCUCCAUCCUCUGGGCUUACUGGAGUCAGUGAUGGUGCAGGACCCCUGACAUGAUCUGACUCCAUCACUGAGAUGAAACACAGAAAACGGGACAUUUGUGUGAUUAAACUGGAGAUGACCAUGAAUGGACGAGACAACCGUAGACGGACAAGACGACCGUGAACAGACGAGACGACUGUGGACGGAUCAUGAAUGUGAACUGACAGGACGACCGGACAUUGAACCUGCAGGACGAUCAGACUUGGUGAUCAUAGACUGAUGGGACGACCAUAGAUGGACAGGUCCUUGACUGUGUGACUCUCCUGUCCACUCUGACAUGGGCGGACGGAUCUGAUGCAGUGAAAGAGUCCCAGAUGUGCACAACAGGCACUUUUCUGCUCAGAAGACGAGUUCACACCAUUCUGUGCUAAACCUGCUGCCAUAGAUCUACAUGAGUCUAAUCAUACUUUAUAUUUUCUUCUCCUUGUUUUAAUCCAGCUCAUAAUCCUCCUGUAGGACGACCGUAGAGCUCAGGAAAGUGAAUUAUGGAUAUAAAUGUAUGAGUUCAGUAGCAGAAGGUCGUGUUGCAGACAUAAAGAAAAGCUUUUCUACACUGGUCAACCUCCAGCUCGGGUUGGAGCCAAACUCAGGUGCCUUUCAUGGACUGCACUGACUUUUAAAGGGGCAUUAAUGUGUGUGUGGGUGUGUGUGUGUCGGGGGGGGGGUUAGCUAGACUGGUUUCCUGUGAUCUGAUGAAGCCAGUUGAGGAUUAUUUUUUCUCUACAGAUGAUUAUUUUUAUGUGUGACCAGCUUUACGUGGAUCUGAUGAAGGGACGGGUUCUGUUGCUUUGCUGUCUGGGUCGGGUGGGUUUUCUGCACCUGUGGACAGGUGUGGAGAUGCUUGCCGCUCUGAAACAGGAGAGAUGCAUCGCUGACAGCGUUUUCAGUCAGUGUCAAGCCAGUGAGGAUGAAAAGGGAAUGAAAGUUUAUUUUUCUGAGAUGGAUGUGAACAUGUUGCUGCUACCUCUGCUGUUUCAGAAAGACUAAAUAAAAGGGGAAAAAUCCCAAAUCCA
This is a messenger RNA of Melanotaenia boesemani (Boeseman's rainbowfish), 3136 nucleotides long. RefSeq names its product zinc finger protein 513-like. The coding region runs from base 353 to 1918 and encodes 521 amino acids. Gene Ontology annotation, biological process: regulation of transcription by RNA polymerase II. The record is from RefSeq and is a predicted model, not a curated record. NCBI's taxonomy places the organism in Eukaryota, Metazoa, Chordata, Actinopteri, Atheriniformes, Melanotaeniidae. The transcript is spliced from 7 exons. Gene Ontology annotation, molecular function: DNA-binding transcription factor activity; RNA polymerase II cis-regulatory region sequence-specific DNA binding.